AUGGAGGAUCCCAUCUUGAAGAUCUCCAUGGUGCCAUCAACAUCCCCAACAGACUCCUGCAGGAGUAACUCCACGGAAGAGGGCCACCAAGGUAAAAGUCCAGCUCCUGGUAAGAAUGUAAACCCAGGCUUGCUGUGUAAGGUGUGUGCAGACACUAGCAGUGGAAAACACUAUGGGAUUUAUGCCUGCAAUGGGUGUAGUGGCUUCUUCAAGCGUAGUGUGAGAAGGAGACUAAUCUACAGGUGCCAAGCCGGUACAGGCAUGUGUCCAGUAGAUAAAGCCCAUCGUAACCAGUGCCAAGCCUGUCGUCUAAAGAAGUGUCUUCAGGCUGGCAUGAACAAAGAUGCCGUGCAGAACGAGCGACAGCCCCGGAGCACUGCGCAGGUCAGGCUCGACUCUCUGGGCAUGGAGACGGAGCAGGAGCACCUGGCCACCACCCGGGAGCCUCCAUCUUCCUCCCCGUCCACCUGCUCUGCCAUGGGCAGGCCUCGCCUGGCCUCCUCCAUGACUUCCAGCAUUGGCUCCACUGUGCCCUGCCAGCAUGAUGGCAGCUCCAAGAAUGGCCACCGCUUCAUGGCCAGUUUGAUGACAGCAGAGACCUGUGCCAAGCUGGAGCCAGAGGAUGUGGAUGAAAAUAUCGAUGUAACAAGUAAUGAGCCAGAAAGGAGCUCUCCUGAGUGUAGCACGUCUGUCUACCCCUACUCUGGCCCAGAGAGCGUCUAUGAGACCUCAGCCCGUCUACUCUUCAUGUCUGUGAAAUGGGCAAAAAACCUUCCAGUGUUUUCCCACCUGCCCUUUCGUGACCAGGUGAUUCUACUAGAGGAAGCAUGGAGUGAGCUUUUCCUCCUUUGUGCAAUCCAAUGGUCUCUGCCUCUGGAAAGCUGCCCCCUGCUCUCUCUGCCUGAUCUGUCUCCCCCCUCUCAGGCAAAGAGCAGCCCCUCUGCCUCUGACCUGCGGCUCCUACAGGAGGUUUUCAGCCGCUUCAGGGCUCUGCAGGUAGACCCUACUGAGUUUGCCUGCUUAAAAGCCAUUGUUCUUUUCAAGCCAGAGACACGUGGCCUCAAAGAUCCAGAACAGGUAGAGAAUCUGCAGGAUCAGUCUCAAGUAAUGCUUGCUCAGCACAUCCACACCCUUUACUCCAACCAGACAGCAAGGUUUGGAAGGCUAUUAUUGCUUCUUCCCUCCUUACAUUUUGUGAGCUCAGAAAGGAUUGAACUGCUGUUUUUUCACAGAACCAUCGGGAACACGCCCAUGGAGAAGCUGCUCUGUGACAUGUUCAAGAACUGA
Molecule: messenger RNA, 1287 nt
Organism: Electrophorus electricus (electric eel)
Lineage: Eukaryota; Metazoa; Chordata; Actinopteri; Gymnotiformes; Gymnotidae
Gene: nr2e3
Product: nuclear receptor subfamily 2, group E, member 3
Biological process (GO): regulation of DNA-templated transcription
Molecular function (GO): zinc ion binding; sequence-specific DNA binding; DNA-binding transcription factor activity
Source: RefSeq, a predicted model, not a curated record